AUGAGCCGAUAUAUCCCAGAAUGUUGUAUAAAAUGUUCAUUCUUUUUUCUCUUUCAGUGCCAAAAACUUGAACAGACACAUUCGAGCGAAAGCAUACCUCCAGGUUUGGAUUUAAACAGCACAUCUCAUAAGAGGUGCAGAGAAGAGGAGUAUUGCUCUGAGAGCACAAAGAAACCGUGUCUUCUGGGUACCAAACUUGUGAGAACAGAGACUAAUAAACUCACUCCUGGCACCUUGCAAAGAUCCUCACUGGAUCCUCAGACGUCACAGACGAGCUCUUCAGUCUUUGAGUUAUCCCUCAAAACAACAGACACUUUCUUGAGGGCUGAUACAGCAUGCUCAACCUUACCAACCACACUCAACCCCUCUCGGUUAAACUCCCCAGGUUCAAAGAAACCCCCAGCAGGAGCAAAGCAGGGGUUUAUAACCACGGAGAAUGAUGUAGUGAUGUUAAGAUUGACUUCGACUCCCUGUGAGGAGACUCCAAAAAAGCAAAAUGAGGGAAACCCAAAAAAGGAUAAAUCCCAUUCUGCUGGAGGUUCUCGGGAGUCCAGUAAACCUCAGCACGUUGCUCCAGUAAGCACAAAAUCUGACUUUGGUAUCCCAGUUAAGACGGAGAGCAAAAAAAUAAAUGGCAGCAGAACAGCAGAGCACAGUAAGGCAAGUCGAGUACGAAGACCAUCAGCGGUCCUUGACGAUGUGGAUCAGCUCUUCACCCCUGAUUCCAAUGUUUAUGUAGUCAGGCCUCCAUGUAAGACCCCCAAAUCCAAGAUGGAGGAGCCGACGAUAAAAUCUCCUACCUCAAAGUCAGGUUUCAGCCCUACGUCCAACUGCAUUCCAACCGUUACACCCGCAUCUUGUCCUGUCACACAACCUGCACAUGGAGUGUCUAAAUUGGCCCUCUGUUUGCCAACUGUGGCUCUAGAACGUUUAAAACUGGAAAAAAUAAGCAUUUGUUCUAAAGAUAGUAUCAAAACUAGUCCUCCUGCGAGUACUCCAGGAAAACAACCCAAGAAUGAGAACGUAAAACCUCAGCACAAUAACUCCUCGAAAGCUAAAACCAGUGAGGGUUUUUGUUGCCCAAAGACGGACACAGCAGCCUCUGCACAAAAACCUUCACCCCCACGCUCAAAGUCUCCGUCGCUACAGGACGAGGAAUGCGUUGGGAGUAAGGAGCAAGAAGAAGAGGACGGAUUUAACGAUUUUGAUCUGGACCAUAGCCUCAGCAUUUCAUACCACCUAGAUCUAACCCAGAGCUCCGACAGCAGUGAGGAGGAGCCAAUGAUCUCCCUCCAAGAGAUGAUAGAGAACACAAAGCCUCCAGACACGCCACAGAAAGAGGCCUUCUCAGAGCCCAGCACCCCAGGAUGCCAAAGCUCUCAGUCAAAAACCUGCCUGCUGCCAUCAACCUCAAAGUCAGGAGUGUACAAGAAUAACCUGGACCAGAUGUUGAAGGAGAUUAACAUCAGCAAGAAAGCAAAGGAGAAUGAGGCACAGCUUCUAACCGCUUGCCAGGAGAACCUUUUGAGGUUAGCAGAGUAUGAGGAGGAAGAGGACAGCCAAGCGGAGGAUACAACUGAACACAAAGAGUCUCUGUACCACUUCUCCUUGAUGUACACUGUAAUCAGAGAUGUCCCACCAGGGGAGGUAGUUUUCAACUUGGAAAAGUUUGGCCAGAUCUUUAAUCAGGAAACGCUGCAGCUAAGGCAGUGCCACGUCACUCCACAAGGGACCUCACAGAAAACUCUUCUUUGGUCCAGUCCUGCUCAGCUGCGACUGCACUUAAAUAUUGGCCUGUUUGAGAAAGCUUAUCGUAGCUCACCCUGUCCACCUAAAGUCACCCGCUUCCUUUUCAAGAUGAUGUCGGUCCAUAAUGAAAGGAUUGUGUCGGAUAGGAUCCUUCAAGUCCUUUGUGACAUUGCCUGUUCUGCAGCUUAUCAAAUAGUGAACAACGAUAAUCAGCAAUUUGAGGUGUGGGUCCCCAGUUUGGCCGACGUGACGCUGGUCCUCAUCAACAUGGGUGCUGCAUUUGUAACACUUUUCCCCUUUGAGAGUCUACAGCCAUCGUUCACGGAGGGAGAUCUGCUAGAGGAUGUCUAUGUUAAAAGUGAGAGUCAUUCCAAAAACAAGGAAGAGAUCAUUUUCCCUGAACACAACUGUACAAACAUCUUAAAGUACCUGUCCUACUGCAUGGGCCUGUGCCCUCUUGCCUACAGUGACGAUGAACUGCUGUUGCUGUUAACUGUGGUGGGAAGGAUCAGCCUGGAAACGCAGCGACUCCUCCAGUCAAAUGUAGAAGUGAGCUGUCUACUGUAUGAACUGAUCAACAACAUCAGGGACUGGUCUUCUAUGCUUCCUAGAAUCUGUAAGGCUCUGACCGAUUUGACAGAUGAUCACCACAACAUGUGCCUGCUAGUCCAACUCCUGCCUGACAGUACACGAGGACAAUAUCUCCGCCGCCAUCUAAGCCUCUGCUUUAUCUCCAAGUUGCUGGAUGGAAAUUGCACCUAUUGCCCUAUGGAGGAAGAGCUUCCGCUUGCUGAGUUAAGGCAAUAUCUUCCCAAAAUCCAACCAUCCGCACUUCUCCGAAGUAUACAGCUUAAAGACAAAGAAGAGGACCUGGCCACUCAAGAUCAACAGGCUUACUACCUUUGCUACAGCCUUCUGACUCUCACAAAUGAGGCGUCAAAUUUACAGGUUUUCCGACCUGAUCAGAAGGCACAGCUGCUUGUUUUGUCAUCCAUCCUGGAAACGCACAUUAAAUGUCACAUCAGGGAAAACGAGAAAUGUCUUUAUCGGAGCAAGGUAAAGGACUUGGUAGCCAGGAUCUACACCAAGUGGCAGAUGCUUCUCCAGAAAUCAAGACCUCUGAAUGGUAAGCUGUAUGAUUAUUGGCAGCCUGUGGAAAACUUUAGACACAGUGAAGAGGAUGAAGAUUCGUCGUCUGCAGUUGAAGAUGAAGAAACAAUGAUAAGCGAGGAGAAUGACACUACAAUUUCUGAAAAUGAAGAGGAAGAGAAAGAGGAGGAACAAAUGAGGGUUAAAGAGGACAUGGAAGUAGAUGAAAUUCCAGGUGACAAGGAAGACGAUACAAAGACAAGUGAAGCAGCAGAAGAUGAAGUAACUGGGGACAAACCAAACAGCGCCAGUGAUGCAGCCUUCAACAAUGGAUGAGCAUAUUGAUCCUAAAGAAUGCACAGAAAAUGAGAAUCAGACUGCUGGAAUGGAAGAGAAAUCACCCCCGAUGCCCUCAUGUGAACCUCUGUCACAUGAUGACAUUCUACAAUUUUUCUCUGGAUGUUAAACCCUGUUGCCUUAAAGUUAU
Messenger RNA from Cyprinodon variegatus (sheepshead minnow), 3325 nucleotides. RefSeq names its product SMC5-SMC6 complex localization factor protein 2-like (gene slf2). The record is from RefSeq and is a predicted model, not a curated record. Lineage: Eukaryota; Metazoa; Chordata; Actinopteri; Cyprinodontiformes; Cyprinodontidae.